This is a messenger RNA of Sinocyclocheilus grahami, 2221 nucleotides long. Its product is annotated as cleft lip and palate transmembrane protein 1 homolog. The record is from RefSeq and is a predicted model, not a curated record. The transcript is spliced from 11 exons. Lineage: Eukaryota; Metazoa; Chordata; Actinopteri; Cypriniformes; Cyprinidae. Bases 88 to 1680 code for a protein of 530 amino acids. Gene Ontology annotation, cellular component: endomembrane system; membrane.
CAACUCUCUCUCACAGAAACUCUCGCGAUAUAUCAGAUUACAUACCACCACAUUACAGUGUGCGUCUGUGCGCUUGAGACAGGUAAGAUGGCGGCGCAGGAGACUCAAGCAGCACAGCAGUCGUCCGUCAGCAACGGAGAGGUGAGCAGUAAUGGGGCAGCUGCCUCAGGUCAGGUAGCUCAGACAGGUGUGACUGCACUGGACCCCCAACAACAACAACAACAACAGCAACCGCAGUCCAGUGCCUGGCAGGUGAUUAAAGGUGUCCUCUUCAGGAUUUUUAUCAUCUGGGCUAUAAGUAGCUGGUUCCGCAGAGGUCCAUCAACUCCAGAUCCCAACACUCCCGCUGGAGCUCCACGAGUGCCCAGCCGAAACCUCUUCACCAAGGACACCCUUAUGGAUUUAUAUGUAUAUAUCUCUGAGAAUGAGAUAUUUACAGAUUUUAACAAUACAGAAGCAUUGUUCUGGUACCAGCAAGAUCUGGUUUAUGGAGAUUGGACCACAGGGGAGUCGGGAGAUGGCUGCCAUGAGCAUUACCAAGAGCUGGACCUCUCUGAGGGUGUGAAGCAGAACGGCUCUAUAUACAUCCACAUUUACUUCACCAAGAGUGGCUUCCACCCAGAUCCCAAACGCAAGGGCCAGUACCGCAGACUGUCCACGGUCCAUUCCACUCGAAUGCUCAACAAGUACAAGAGGAGGAAGUUCCUCAAGACCAAGAACCUGUUGACAGGAGAAACCGAAGCUGAUCCAGAAAUGAUCAAGCGGGCUGAGAGUCAUGGGCCUGUGGAGAUCAUAUCCCAUUGGCAUCCCAACCUCACUAUCAACAUGGUAGACGAUCACACAGCUUGGGUGAAAGGCUCUGUCCCCCCACCUCUUGACCAGCAUGUAAAGUUUGAUGCAGUGAGUGGAGACUACUAUCCCAUUGUUUAUUUCAAUGACUACUGGAACCUGCAGAAGGACUAUUACUCCCUAAACGAUACCCUGCAGAAUCUGCCCCUCCGACUCACCUACUGCCCCCUCUCCUUGUGGCGCUGGCAGUUAUAUGCCGCCCAGAAUGCCCGUUCCCCCUGGAACUUCCUGGGAGAGGACACUUACGAGCAGUCAGAUGAGGACCAGGAUUCUGUUAAGGUGGCUCUACUUGAGACCAACCCCUACCUCCUGGGACUGACCAUCGUUGUUUCCAUCGUCCACAGCAUUUUUGAGUUCUUGGCAUUCAAGAAUGGUAAAUUACUUUUCAUUAGUUCUUAUGACAUGUCCAACUGUAAAAAAAUAAAUAAAAAAAAUCUAUCCAUUUGCCAUAUUUUGAAUUAUAAAUGCUUUAUUUUUCCUAAAGGGUUCAUCACCAUGACACCGCAGCUCUUCAUCAACUACAAGAUGAAGUCAGUAGCCCAUCUUCCCUGGAGGAUGCUCACCUACAAGGCCCUGAAUACCUUUAUAGAUGACUUGUUUGCCUUCGUCAUCAAGAUGCCAAUGAUGUACAGAAUAGGUUGUCUCCGAGAUGAUGUGGUCUUCUUCAUCUAUCUGUAUCAGCGCUGGAUUUACAGAGUGGAUCCCAACCGUGUGAAUGAGUUUGGGACCAGCGGAGUGAACCACAGCAGUGACAGCCCAGCCCAGCCAGCAGCUGCCGACACAAUCGCUGCCAUCACAGAUAAACCAGAGGGGGAGAAGAAGAAUGAUUAACCUCUUUUAACCCCCUCCCUUGCCCUCUAGUCUUGUGAAGGUGUAAUAAGGCAUCUUCAAGGCUGAGUUUCUGUUUAAUUGUCAGGGAUGGGAACUGGAUUAAUGGCAUUACGUAAAAGACUGCAGAUAAAAAAAAAAAAAAGUUCAGUUCAGCGUUCCUCCUUUGUGUGGGAUCCACAGGAAAAUAUAUAUAUAUAUAAUUAAAUGUAGACUUCCUAAAAUCAUUCUUUUUCAGUAUCCCAUAUUUUUGCAGUCAAAGUGAAGUAAAAUGUGAUGUACUGUAUUGUAUAUUUUUGGUUUGGUAACACUAAUAAUUUGAAAGGUUAGGUAGUCCGUAAUUAAAUCCUAUUGGCUAGAUUGAAUAGGGCGAUUGCAGUACAUAUCAUUUAGUUUUUUGACGUACAAGAGCGAGGAAAAGUGGCUCAACGCAGCCUCGCCGGUCUCCUUAUUCCGUGUACUUAUUUUCUGUUCAUUCCAUGUGUGAAGGGGUACCAGUUAGCAGUUGUGUAGUGUAGGAAGGAGGUGGCCAAGAAAAAAAAAA